AGCGAAGCGGCUGUCUCCUUUUCUUUGGCUGCCGCCACCGUUGCUGCUGCUGCUACUGCAGCUCCCGUUGCCGCUGACGAUUUUGGGGGCUGAACUUCCCAGGUCAGAACCAGAGAGAGCGAGUCCUGUUGUUGCUGUUUCUUCUUCUGCUUUCGUAGCAGCCGCCCGGAAUCGACCCAGCCCGAGAACUAGCAAGCCGCUGUGCCAAAUCGGGAAACGUGGAAUCUCGGCUUUAUUUAUUCUUCAUUUGAUAGGCAAGAUUCUCAAGUCGGCAGCUCGGGGAGUCAGAGUCGUCUAGAGGCCAGAGCCUUCUGCAGAAGUGACUGAUGUAUUUUGCUGAGAUACAAUGGGCCCUUCUGGACCCAUGCCAGAGACCUGUCUACAGGGACAUUGUGCAGGACAAUUUUGGGACUCUACUGUCACUAGACGGAGGAACCAUGAAUUCAAAUUCACAGCCGGGCGGGCCUGAGGGUAUGCAGAAGCAAGUCCAAGGGCGGCCUGAGGGCUCUGCAUAUGGGGGACAACUUUCAGCUGGGCAGCUGAGUGAAGAGGCAGGAAAAGGAUGGGUCAAGCCGCCUCUUCUUCCUCCAAUGACAAAAGACAACGCCACCAUCCCACCCCAUGGAAUUCAUAUGGGGCCUGGCCCCAGCCUGUGCAUCCAGUGUGGAGAGAGCCUUGCCCAGACUCAGCAGAGCCUUGCCCAAACUCAGCAGAGCCUUGCCCAAACUCAGCAGAGCCUUGCCCAGCCUAAGAGAUCUCUCCUCUCUGCUGAUAAGCAAUACCCCUGCUCCGAUUGUGGGAAAAGCUUUGGUGUCAGCUCCCACCUCACAAUUCAUCGGAGAACUCACACUGGUGAAAAGCCCUACGAGUGCAAUGAUUGUGGAAAAAGUUUUAGCCAGAGCUCCACACUUGUCCUCCACCGCCGCAUCCAUACAGGAGAGAAGCCAUAUAAGUGCACAGAUUGUGGGAAGAGCUUUUCCGUUAGCUCCCAUCUGACCAAACACCAACGAAUCCACACAGGAGAGAAACCAUAUGAAUGCCAGGUGUGUGGGAAAAGGUUCAGCCAGAGCUCCACCCUCAUUCUUCAUCAGAGGAUCCAUACAGGGGAGAGGCCUUAUAAAUGUGAUGAAUGUGGCAAGACCUUCAGCGUCAACUCGCACCUCACCAUUCACCAGAGAAUCCACACAGGAGAGAAACCAUUCCGUUGCAUGGAAUGCGGGAAGAGUUUCCGACAAAGGUCUGGUCUUAGCACUCAUCAGAAAACUCACAUGAUGCUUGUGAGACCUUAUAAGUGCCCACCUUAGAAAGUUGAACCCACAAGUCUAUCUGCAAGUACCACCAAAAUUCUCCAACACACACACACACACAGACACACACACACACACACACACACACACACACACACACACAAAAUAACAGAGUUGGAAGGGACCUUGGAAGUCUUCUAGUCCAACCCCCUGCUUAGGCAGGAAACUACACAACUUCAGACAAAUGGUUAUCCAAUAUUUUCUUAAAAACAUCCAGUGUUGGAGCAUUCACUACUUCUGGAGGCAAGUUGUUCCACUUAUUGAUUGUUCUAAAUGUCAGGAAAUUUCUCCUUAGUUCUAGGUUGCUUCUUUCCUUGAUUAGUUUCCACCCAUCGCUUUUUGUCUUGCCCUCAGGUGCUUUGGAGAAUAGCUUGACUCCCUCUUCUUUGUGGCAGCCCCUGAGAUAUUGGAGCAUUGCUAUAAUGUCACCCCUAGUCCUUCUUUUCAUUAAACUAGGCAUACCCAGUUCCAGCAACCAUUCUUUAUAUGUUUUAGCCUCCAGUCCCCUAAUCAUCUUUGUUGCCCUUUUCUGCACUCUUUCUAAAGUCUCUACAUCUUUUUUACAUCAUGGCGACCAAAACUGGAUGCAGUACUCCAAGUGUGGCCUUACCAAGGCAUUAUAAAGUGGUAUUAACACGUCAUGUGAUCGUGACACAGAAAGAGAGUUUUUAAAAAUCAAUACAGAGAAGCAAAUUGACCACAUAAUUUUGCACUGGGAAGGCAGACUUCAGGAACUCAAUUUAGAUUUUUGUAAUUAUAAUCAAAAGAAGUCUUAUAUAAAUGUGCAUAUUUUGCCUUAACUUGCUUGCUUUGUGAUAGACACACUGCUGGAUAGUGUGGAAUUUUGAUAUGACACUUGAACAAGUGAAAAGUAAAGCUCUCAACUGAAUAAAGAUCCAGAACUUACAUCUAUAUGCAAGAACAAGGAUGAAUCAGGCCUACUUGGAAGUUAUAUUACUGGAUUAAAUUCCUGCUCUCCAAUAUGCCUCUACAAGUCCAGCUUCCCAGCACAGAUGGUUGGUCUUUUCCCUGAUAUAUUCUGCUCCAUGAAGAGACGGUGGUUGGAGAAAGAAUCAGUUUAUCAUUUCUGAGUUCAUACUACUCUUUCCAAUGUUAGUUAUCUGGAGAAUGUCUGAAACAUGAUUACACAUCCUAAUACACCAAACAGACAGUACUGGUAACAUGUGGAAUUACCCUCUCUUAUCAUUUGUUCUCCUUUCUUGGGCAAUGGCUAAAUAAUUCUUAAAGAUUCACAAAGCAUUUUAAAAGUGAAAGAACACAAGAAAAGGGAGGGAAAUGUGAAUACCAGCAACUCCUGAUCUCUUCACAUCAUUGCUCUGCCAUUUUGUAAACAGUUCCUUUAACCUAGUGGUUUCCCAUUUCUACUAUCAUUUUUAAAUGGCUGUUACUGUAAUUGUUAGCUAUUUUCUCUGUUGUAUGACUGUGAGCCUCAUCUGGGCCUGUGGUGUGAAUUAGGAAGUGGGAUAGCAAUUUAAUCGGUCAUAAUUAAUAACUUCUUUCUGAAAUGUUUGAAGGAGACACCACCUCCCCAGUUCACAACCCAAAAAGAAUACAUUUCAUCUGUGUUUUAAUUUAAAGGAGAAGAAGAGGAUGUAGGCUGAAACUUACAGAGCAAGACAUUUCCUGAGAUCUGGUCUGUUCUUUUGAAAAACCCAGAACUAUAGGGUAUCAAAGCAGUAUCUCCUGUGCUAAUUCUGCUCCUCCUGAUUUAUCUUCAGUUUUUUGCUUCAGCUAAGUGGCAUUCUGAAUAGAAAGAAUGUUGAACAUGCCUACAUUUAUUUAGGGUUAAAUGGGAUCUCUGAAUUUGUCUGCAAAGCCUGCCUCUUAACUGCAUGAACCACAUAUAAGUCAUCUUUUGUCAACAUGAUGCCAAAUUAUUUCUUCCAUGUGUCUCCAAAACUGAUAGCUGGAAAUUACAGCAAUCAAAAUUCAACAUAUGUGAAGAUCAUCUGUUUGAAGACAAUUUACAUAAGUGCUACUAUCAGAACUAACAAAACUAAAGAAUUAGAGAAAGUCCAUUCCUGCUUUGUUUUGUGUAAUAAUCUAUUGUACCAUUUUUGUAGCUUUAGAAGCUUUUCAGCCAUUUAUGUUUCUUUAUCAAUAAAUCUCUCGCUACUGUCUGACCCUGUAUCUGACUUCACUAAAAAAGAAUUAAAUUUCAAAGAAUUGCAUGAAA
This is a messenger RNA of Pantherophis guttatus, 3504 nucleotides long. RefSeq lists its product as uncharacterized. Gene Ontology annotation, molecular function: RNA polymerase II cis-regulatory region sequence-specific DNA binding; DNA-binding transcription factor activity, RNA polymerase II-specific. Gene Ontology annotation, biological process: regulation of transcription by RNA polymerase II. Lineage: Eukaryota; Metazoa; Chordata; Lepidosauria; Squamata; Colubridae. Gene Ontology annotation, cellular component: nucleus. The record is from RefSeq and is a predicted model, not a curated record.